Periconia digitata is the source of this 602-nucleotide messenger RNA. NCBI's taxonomy places the organism in Eukaryota, Fungi, Ascomycota, Dothideomycetes, Pleosporales, Periconiaceae. The record is from the annotation of a GenBank genome assembly.
CUACUGUCUCAGUGAAUUCUUUGCAGGCUGUCGCUAUGUCCUAUCCCCAGCUCAAUUACGUUCAGGACGAUGGAUAUGUAACGUUCACAAUCCCAGAUGCUCGGCUGUUACGUAAGAUCCGAUAUCACCGAGAGGAAGCGAUCGAUCUCCGAAAACAAGCUCUCGGAACAUUGCUGGGCUACACAGUCAAAGACCUCACGUCCAUUUUAAACAAUUACGACUGCCAGAUGUUCCCGAUUCACAACAGAAACGAAGUUAGAGUCAAGAUUUACCUUUCAAAUGAUAUAUUGCCGCCUCCUCCUAAGAAACCGUUUCCGCUGAUUCCGAAGCGACGUCCUCCUCCAACCCCAACGCCCGCAAAAUCUCGUCUUCAUUCACAUGAUUUGCCGAUCCGACCUCGAAUUGUAAUCCACGAGCCCGACGGUGAAGGCCGUGUGAUCGCUCGACCACUUUCCCACUGCGAACCGAGCAUAGAGCGGGAGAUUCAUCCUGGAAAAGGCCACCAACACUCAAGUUCGGGCACUUUAAGAGCACGAUGGAGCAACAAGAUAUGGAAAUUACGAUGUGGAAAUAUUAGUCUGCCUACUAUUGUGGAGGAAUAA